AUGAUUCAGACAAGCAUUGAUGAAUUAUACCCUACAUCAGGGGUGUUCAAAGUCGGUCCUGGAGUAUCCCUCAAAGAUGUAUCUGGUGUCUCCAUCUGUGGUUCCACCGAUCAAACAUCUACGGAUCUUCUGGUUUCUGUCUGUAAUGGAGAAGAAGAGAAGAUAUCAGUAAAUCUGCUGGACUGUGGGAUGGAGCUGAAACAAGAAAUCAAAGAAGAAGAAGAAGAAGAACAGACAGAUAAAGGGGAUCUGAUUUAUUCAGACUUGAAGAUGAAGUUGGAAAGUUUUCAAUCAAAUAACGUAGAGGAGAAAUCUGAUCAUUUUAUACCUGGAGAAGAAUCUCGUAGCUGUUUGAAGACCGAUAAUUUGUCAGACGAUUCUUGUACGUGCUCACUGUGUGGAAAUGUCUUCAAUAGUCAGUCCGACCUUAAUGCACACAUGCAAAUUCACACUGGAGAAAACUCUAACAGAUGUGAUGAAUGUGGAAAAAGCUUUACUCAAAAGUCAAGCCUUACUGUGCACAAGAGAAUACAUACUGGAGAAAAGCCUUACAGUUGUGACCAGUGUGGACAGACCUUUACUCGUAAAUCUGGUCUUGAUACACACAUGCAAAUUCACACGGGAUUUAAGCCUUACAGAUGUUACCAGUGUGAACGGACCUUCACUUGUAAGUCCAGCCUUACUGUGCAUAGGAGAAUUCACACUGGAGAAAGGCCUUAUAGAUGUGACCAGUGUGGACAGACCUUUACUUGUAAGUCCAGCCUCAAUGUGCACAACAGAAUUCACACAGGAAAGUUUUACAGUUGUGACCAGUGUGGACAAACCUUUACUCGUAAGUCCAGAUUUGAUGCGCACAUGAGAAUUCACACUGGAGAAAAGCCUUACAGUUGUGACCAGUGUGGAAAGAGCUUCAUUUCUAAGUCCAGGCUUGAUACUCACAGGAUGAUUCACACUCAAGUAAAGUCUUACAGUUGUAAGAAGUGUGAACAGACCUUCACUAAUUUGUUCCACCUUACCGCGCACAGAAGAAUUCACACUGUAGUAAAGCAUUACAGUUGUGACCAGUGUGGAAAGACCUUCACUUAUAAGUCCCAUCAUACUGUGCACAGAAGAAUUCACACUGGAGAAAAGCCUUAUAGUUGUGACAAGUGUGGAGAGAGCUUCACUUAUAAGUCCACCUUCGAUGUGCACAAGAGAAUUCACACUGGAGAAAAGCCUUACAGUUGUGACCAGUGUGGAGAGAGCUUCACUUUUAAGUCCAAUCUUACUGUGCACAGGAGAAUCCACACUGAAGAAAGUCCUUACAGAUGUGACCAUUGUGGAGAGAGCUUCAGUCAAAAGUCCAGCCUUAGUUUGCACAAGAGGAUUCACACUGCAGAACACGCACAUACCCGGAGCAGUCAACAGCUAUCACUGCAGCGCCCAGGGAGCAUUGGGGGACAAUUGCCUUGAUCAAAGACUCGAACCAACAACACUCUGGUUACAAGCCCAGCGCUCUAACCAUUAGGCCACAACUGCCUCCUACACCAGUCUUCACAGUGGCACCAAGUGUUUGCUUGCAUAUUGACAAUAGGUGUGCUUGAGUUCAUGCGGUGCUGCACAGACCGAUCAGCGAGGUUUGCAGUUUGCAAUCAAGGGAGGAGUUGAAGACGGUGCCAUCAGGUCUGACACCUGCUGCUUGCCGUAGUGACGUGUGCGCUGUACUGCCCAGAUAAAACUCACCUGACCAAGUUAAUCACAUUCUUCAGGCAAUGUUUACAAUUUUUAUGCCACUUCCACACUACUCCCUUGUCAGUCUGUGUGCACGAGUAUUUUUUUCACAUUUAGUGGUACACUGCUAUUUUAAAUAUGAUCAUAGUAUAUACGUGUUAAUCAUGCCUGCGCUUCACCUGUAUCAUUCUGUGGGUCAGGUUAAAUGCACAGGUCAUCUGAAGUAUUUUGCAGUGAUGUGGUUGGAUAGUGCAGAUUAUCUCCCUCUGACAUCACAAGGAGAGCAAAAUUUCAAUGACCUAUUUUUUCACAUGCUUGAAGAGAAUGGUUUACCAAAAUUACAUUACUGGUUUGAUCUUUUUCACUUUUUCUAGGUUGAUAGAAGCACUGACUGGGGACCCAAUAAUAGCACUUAAAAAUAGAAAAAGUCAACUUUUCAUGAUAUGUCCACUUUAAUCUGAACUAUCCAACCAAGGCACUGCCAUUUAGUGCAGAUAGAAAGAGAGAGAGAGAGAGAAAAUAAGAAUUGACAGUAAAAAUGAGUUUCAGUUGCAACAAACCACCAUCUUUGCGAUCAGUGUUUGAAUUUUAUCUGCUCAUUUGCAUUUUAAUUUGCAAUUUUUUGCUCAGACCUACAAAAUGGAAAUUUUAACAUGCUAUAAUAAAUAUCUGUGGUGUAUUUU
Molecule: messenger RNA, 2393 nt
Organism: Misgurnus anguillicaudatus (oriental weatherfish)
Lineage: Eukaryota; Metazoa; Chordata; Actinopteri; Cypriniformes; Cobitidae
Source: RefSeq, a predicted model, not a curated record